GAAACCGAUAUACAACGUACAGGCACCAUCCAGAAACACAGAUUGCCCGUCGUCGUCCAAGCCCGCGAUGGCCAACCGCCUCUUGGAUUGGUUCUCCGUCGUGAUGGCAGACUCCAAGCAUCGUCGUCAACAUCCCAAACCUAAAGGUCACUUCCCGAUCGGUUGUCAAAGCGAGGUCAGGUGGAUGUUCGGACAUUUGGACAGCGAUAGCGACGGCCGACUCUCACUCUCCGAAUUGUACGGUCUAGAACACGAUCAGAAUGAACCAUGCUUGAAACCCUUCCUAGAUGGUUGUGAUACCGACAGUGAUAUUUUUGUGAGCGGACCUGAAUGGUGCGGGUGCUUCUCUAAGGCCGAACGUCCGUGUGCCGCUGUGCGCAGACGAUCAUCCCCGGAUUCGGCACCCGCCUGCGACUCGAGAGGAUAUUACCGCAGCACCCAGUGCCACCGUGGCCUUGGCCUCUGCUGGUGCGUCGAUCCACAUGGCGUUGAAUUUGCUGGUACUAGAACGCGCGGCGCGAAGCCUGACUGCGAUACAAUUGUGAACAAGAUUAGCAGCGGUGGGCUCAAAACCAAUAGCGUGGAUCUUGAUGACGACGAGGACGGUGGUACUGAUUCCGCUCAGGAUCUCGAAGGCUCAGCUGAUCAACCUCUAGAUUUCUAGAUGCGUUAAAGACGGCGGUCAGCAACGGAAGCGCAACAUCUUUAAUCGAUUUCUAAAAAUAAGAAAUCAAGCGAGUAGUCGAUUGAAAGCGAGUCCACAAAGAUACACGCGCGUCCGCCAGCUUCGAGUUGUGAUCAGAGGUGUUCUAUGUCAUCAUCGGACCGCCUAUUAAUCCUAUCGAGGUCGCGAUCCACGCGCGACGAAACAAACGUGAGCCUAAAUGAGUUCCGAGAGCAACGAAAUGCACGACGAUCAUUAGUUACGAGAAAGUCGGAUCCGUAGCGAAUCGCGCUGCGUGAAACCGGCAGAGAUCGUUGUCGAAUUAUCGUAACUACCUUAGUCGCGUCCUUCGUCCCGAGUUAGGAAAUUCCAAUCGACAUUAAAGUAGCGAGUGUCUUGCCAUGUCGUGCAAUAAUCGCGUAUGUCCAGCGGCAAGCGAUGCCUACAGCCGAAUCUACGCAAUCGUACUAUAAUUUCGUGCAAUAUUCAAUCGAGUUCGUGUAGGAAAUGGCCGCAGAUAUGGCCGAAAGUGUGUGUAUGUUUGUGAGGUUGGUGGCGACAGAGUGAGAAAAGGGAGAAAAUUCCGCUGCGAGCCGCAUUGAACACUGACCGUUGGAUUACCUCCAUGCCUAUCGAGGUACCUCCACGCACAAUUAAAUCUAUAUAUAAAAUAAUUACGUCAAUCAUUUAUGCAUACAUUAAACAAAGAAACAGAAAAAGAGAAAGAGAAAAAGAGAUUUGUGAAAAUUCGAUUGUGAAGGUUCGAAAUAAGACAAGAUAAUUUUGUGUAUCGACCAUAAGUUAUAUUAAAUGAAAAACCACGGGAAAAAAAACCUUAUAAAAAUAUGAUUUCUAAUCACUAGAUUAACACAGUGUCGAUUGUAAUAUCGAAACAUGUAAUGUUAAUUACGAUUUAUGUGGUAAUGAUGCAGCAAUGAAUGAAAUUGAAAGAAAAGAUGUAAGAGCGGAGGAGAAAGGCGAGCGAAUGCGAAGUCAUUCUGCUACUGUCACGCUUGCACACGCUGGAACUUAGUUGAACCACUCGAAGCAAAUAGGUUUUCGUAGCUCUUGCCACUUCACUUUCGGCUGUGUUUCGCCGAACGCGAUAUAGAGAAUUUCGCCGUUAUUCCGCUUAUUUAUUACAUUCUCUCAGGCAAGCUCGAAAUAUUCUUUAAGUUAUUCUUCUUUCCUUCAUAGUCGUCUUGUGUUAUGAAGUUAGUAUAGGAUGUACGGAAUAAAAAAUGAACUUAUUUCGUAUUCGUUAAUGAAUCUAUUUCAUAUUACGCAGUUCAAUCACGAUAGGACGUCGAGCUGGUUGUUAAGAAAUGUAAGGUUGCUUAUAAAGAUAACGUCAAGUAUUAUUAAACUCUAUUAAACAUUACCAGAUUUGUGCAGAAUUACGCAGAGUCAUGCAAGUUACGCAUUACGAUUCUUUACGUCUGCAAUCGAAAUAAAAUCCAUCACGCGAGGCCGAAAGUUGUUUUUUAUGAUGCUAGAAAAUGUUCAACGUCGUGAUUCGUCUGCAUUUACUGUAAUUAUAAGCAUUUUUACUUAUAACUUUUACUUAAAGAGUGUGUGGUACACCGUAGAUAUUAGAGUAACAUAUAAUCCGUAGGAAAAAAAAA
This is a messenger RNA of Pogonomyrmex barbatus (red harvester ant), 2289 nucleotides long. RefSeq names its product proteoglycan Cow-like. Lineage: Eukaryota; Metazoa; Arthropoda; Insecta; Hymenoptera; Formicidae. Gene Ontology annotation, biological process: establishment of protein localization to extracellular region. Gene Ontology annotation, molecular function: calcium ion binding. The record is from RefSeq and is a predicted model, not a curated record.